This is a messenger RNA of Rangifer tarandus platyrhynchus (Svalbard reindeer), 1470 nucleotides long. Lineage: Eukaryota; Metazoa; Chordata; Mammalia; Artiodactyla; Cervidae. The record is from the annotation of a GenBank genome assembly.
AUGGCCUCAGCUGCUUCGGUGACCAGCCUGGCAGAUGAGGUCAACUGCCCCGUCUGCCAAGGGACCCUCAGAGAACCGGUCACCAUCGACUGUGGCCACAACUUCUGCCGAGUCUGCCUCACCCGCUACCUGGAGAUCACCAGCCCGGACCCCGAGGAGCCUCCGACCUGCCCACUCUGCAAGGAGCCUUUCCGUCCAGGGAACUUCCGGCCCAACUGGCAGCUGGCCAACGUGGUGGAGAACAUCGAGCGUCUCAAGCUGGUGUCCCAGAUGGACUCAGACGAGGAGGACGUCUGCCCCGAGCACGGGGAGAAAGUCUACUUCUUCUGCGAGGACGAUGAGAUGCAGCUGUGCGUGGUGUGCCGGGAGGCCUGGGAGCACCGCGCCCACACCGUGCGCUUCCUGGAGGAUGCAGCGGGGCCCUACCGGGAACAAAUACAGAAGUGUCUUGAGUGUCUAAGAAAAGAGAGAGAGGAGAUUCAAGAAAUUCAGUCCAGGGAAAAUCGAAGGAUACAAGUCCUCCUGACUCAGGUGGCCACCAAGAAACAAAAGGUGAUUUCUGAGUUUGCACAUCUGAGUCAGUUCCUGGAAGAGCAGCAGAGCAUCCUCCUAGCCCAGCUGGAGAAGCUGGAUGAGGACAUCCUGAAGCAUCGGGAUGAGUUUGAUGUCCUGGUCACUGGGGAGAUCGGCCGGUUCAACACCCUCAUUGAGGAACUGGAGGAGAAGAAGGAGAGGCCGGCGAGGGAGCUCCUGACGGAUAUCAGAAGCACUCUAAUCAGAUGUGAAACCAGAAGGUGCCGGAAACCAGUGGCUAUAUCUCCAGAGCUGGGCCAGAGGAUUCGGGACUUCCCCCAGCAAACCUUCCCGCUGCGGAGGGAGAUGAAGCUGUUUCUGGAAAAACUCAGCUUUGAGUUGGAUUAUGAGCCAGCGCACAUCUCUCUAGACCCCCGGACUUCCCACCCCAAGCUCCUGCUGUCCGAGGACUACCAGCAGGCUCGUUUCUCCUACAAGUGGCAGAAGUCACCGGACAACCCCCAGCGUUUUGACCGGGCCACCUGUGUCCUGGCCCACGGUGGCUUCACAGGGGGCAGACACACGUGGGUGGUCAGUGUGGACUUGGCUCACGGGGGCAGCUGCACCCUGGGCGUGGUCAGUAGGGACAUCCGCCGGAAGGGGGAGCUGCGGAUGCGGCCAGAGGAGGGGGUGUGGGCGGUGAGGCUGGCGUGGGGCUUCGUCUCAGCCCUGAGCUCCUUCCCCACCCGCCUGACCCUGGAGGAGCAGCCCCAGCAGGUGCGGGUGUCCAUCGACUACGAGGUGGGCUGGGUGACCUUUGCCAACGCCGUCACCCAGGAACCCAUUUACACCUUCACUGCCUCCUUCACCCAGAAGGUCUUUCCCUUCUUUGGGCUCUGGGGCCGAGGGUCCAAGUUCUCCCUGAGUUCCCAAGAGGGUGCAGAUACCCUAUCCUAA